GGGACUGAGCCGUCCAUGUGAUGCCUGUAAGACCCUUACCGCAGGGGUAGUGUGGCAACGUGUGUGUGUGUGUGUGUGUACUCGGUGGGUGUCGAAAGAAAUACCAGAGAUUUUGUUGUUCCAGAUCGUUGUUUUUCUUUGAAAAUAUCGUGCAGAGACGUUCAUAUCAAAGCGAUUGUUGAGAGAAAAGAACCGACAAUGUUCGAAGAGGCAAGUGAAGUGUUUGACAACAUGUUCAAGGGUUCAUUCCCAUUGACUUUCAUCGUCUUCAUCCCCGCCGUGUUGAUCCUGGUCUCGCCGUUGCCCAUCGAGGCGGCCCACGAGUUCACCGUGUACAGAAUGCAGCAGUACGACCUGCAGGGACAGGCUUACGGUACAAGGAACGCAAUGCUGAACACCGAAGCGCGGACAAUCGAAGCCGACGUGUUGAGCCGCCGGUGUGUGCUCAUGAGAUUAGCAGAAUUUUCAUUUGACAAAUUUCAGGAAGCCAUACGGCAAAGUGCUGGGGCAGUGGUGAUAAUUCUGCCCCAGAACAUGUCAAUGAUGCCUCAGGACGUCAUACAGCAGCAGUUUAUGGAGAUAGAACCAGAACUUUUGGCGACUGAGACAAUUGUCCCAGUGUACUUUGCCUUGGAGGAUGAUGAGCUCUUGUCAAUACACGAGCAAACACAUUCAGCUUCUGUCUCGCAGGGCACUUCUUCAGCUGCUGAAGUUCUUUUGCAUACAGCCACAGCCAACGGCUUCCAGAUGGUCACCAGUGGAGCCCAGAGCAAAGCUAUUAGCGACUGGUCAAUAACCAGCCUUGAGGGCAAAUUGACUGGUCUGGGUGGCGAGGAUCUUCCUACUAUUGUAAUAGUAGCACACUAUGACUCCUUUGGAGUUGCUCCUUGGUUGUCUUAUGGUGCUGAUUCCAAUGGUAGUGGUGUGGCAGCUCUACUGGAACUGGCUAGGCUAUUUUCCAAACUCUAUACUUACAAGAGGACACAUGCUGGGUAUAAUAUAAUGUUUUUUGUAUCGGGAGGUGGAAAAUUCAAUUACCAGGGUACAAAACGCUGGCUAGAGGACAAUCUGGAUCAUACAGAUUCAAGCCUUCUCCAGGAUAACGUUGCUUUUGUUUUAUGCCUUGACACAUUGGGUGGCAACGAUGAUGGCCUCUAUCUCCAUGUGUCAAAACCACCUAAAGAGGCCACACCUCAGCAUGCAUUCCUGAAGGAGCUAGAAACAGUGACCUCCAGCAGGUUUCCAGAAGUGAAAUUCUCUAUGGUCCAUAAAAAAAUCAACUUGGCAGAGGACAUGUUGGCCUGGGAGCACGAGCGAUUCGGUAUUCGACGACUACCAGCAUUCACAGUAUCACGCCUAGAAAGCCAUAGAAACAGCUUGAGAACCACUAUUAUGGACAUGAGGUCCCAGGUUGAUAUUCAAAAGUUGUGUCGCAAUACCAAAAUAAUUGCCGAGGCACUGGCACGGGUAAUUUACAACUUAACGGAGAAGGGUGCGCCAGAAGACCUUCAAAUCUUCACAGAACAAAUGCAGCUACAGGAGGACCAGCUAUCAUCGGUACUCGACUGGCUAACAGCCCAGCCGAGGGCAGCACAGCUCGUUGAUAAGGACAGCAUCCUCAUCUCCACAUUGGAGUAUUACAUGAAUCGAUACUUGAAAGAUGUCAAACGUCAUUAUGUGAAGGCGGACAAAAGAGAUCCAGAAUUCCUCUUCUAUGAUCAGUUGAAGCAAACCAUGAAUGCAUACAGGGUUAAGCCGGCCAUCUUUGAUCUUCUGUUGGCAUUGUGUAUAGCAGCAUAUCUUGGACUUACUUAUUUAAUUGCCCAGAAUUUUGGCUUAUUUUACAAUCUGGUGCGAAGAAUCACUCUAAAGCAGAAGCAGCACUAACCACAUCACCUUCUAUUACCACCUUCACGCAAUGGAUGGAUUCUUCUAGUGCAGCCCCCUGGUGUUGUCAUGGCUGGAUCCGACCCUCAGCACUGAGCCAAAACUCUCUGGUUAUGCACCAUCAGCAACUUAAGGGUUGCACGAUGUUCCAUAAAUAACGGCACUGUUCCUGUUUGAUGUACCACACUAUUUUCUUCAAUUUUAAUCCAAUACAAUCCACAUUAAACACUGCUCAAAAUGGGCCUCAUGCCCUCUGAAAUAGAACAUAAAUUUAAGAACUUCCUGCAGAAUGAAAUCAGUCAUGGCUUGAAUGCAUGAAGGUAUGUUUGGUUAUAAUUUAAGUUGCCAGUUUAAAAAGUCCCAAGUAAAUGACUGAAUUGUGAGCACACUGCUAAAAGUGAUUAACAUAAUCUGCUUGCUAAUUGGCUAUUAUAUUUUAACAUGGCCAGAGAGACACCUAUACAGAUGUUGGCUCUGGGGAUAUCAAAGUCUUUUGUUGUCUUGAGCUGUGCAAAUUUUCAUUGCCAUGUGGCACUUGAAUGGAGUGCUUUGAAUCCCAUGGCAUCCCAUUAUGGGCCGACCCAUCUAGUUAUUAAUUUUGUCAUUUUCUACGUUGCUGGUGAGAGCCAAUUUAGCUUGAGGAAGUAUCUUUACAAAAUAUGUAGGGCCAGAAAAUUAAAACGGAGGGGAAGACAUAGUGAAGAAAGUCUGAUCACUGAAGUUGCCCGGGUUUUGAGAGAGCCAUUUUGCUUGCUCUUUUGUACGAUCCUUGUGCACGUUGCACUUCUUUGCAUUGGAGGGUACACUUAUGGCAUGCUGCUGGAUACAAAAGAGGAAAGCAUAUUCUGUAUUCAAGCCGAACCUAACAUGCCUGGUACUGAAACCUGCCCAGAAGGGAAAGAUCUCCAUUCCCCACCACUUCCCUGUCUCAUCUUUUUAUAAGCACACAAAAAAAAAAUCAGGUUUAAAUAUUUUUGCAUUAUUUUUCUAAAUUCCUGAUUAAGACUGUUAACAUUUAGUUAAUAAAAUCUUUGUUUUAAAGCCCUUGCGUGCGCAGAUUGCAUCCAGAUGGGACGUUUUAUUAAGUUUUAUUCAUUCAGUGAAUCAGAAGUGGCUGUGCAAAACUGGUACAAAGGUUUGAUUUGACCCAGGUGAAUCAGUAAUUCAAUACUUCUGGAUAGUCCAGGAAGAGGAGGAAAAUCUAGCUGGCUAUUACAGCCUCCCCCACAACACAUGCUAGCCGUAUUACCCAAAGUAUUGUGAACACGAGAAAUUCAGAUUAAAAACAUGAGAUGCUGAUGGUGCGUUCAAUGGGACAGGAAUCUUGCGAGGGUAGUUCUGCUCUGACCAGGUUUUGAACACACGGCCCUCUGGUAUGUAACCACCUCUCGGUCAGUGCAUGUGCCUGAGAUCUGGCCUCAUCUCCACACACAGGUCCGGUUUCCGUGAAGAGAUAUGGCAUCAUAAAUCUAGCAUUAAGAACAAAACCUCAAACUUGGCUUCCCAUCUUUUCAAUCUGUAAGAAAACGGCAGCUUUUAUCCCGAGAAUCCAGUAUAUCUUUUUUUUUUAAGGAACUUGAUGGGGCUUUUCUAUCCAUAUGAAUUGCUGCAUCUUCUCAACAGUUAUUUAUGUCUGUAUUGGUUACUUGUUGAAAAUCAUUGAUGUUGAUGUUUAUUUCCUAAUUUGUAACAAAAUGGAUUAUGGGAUAACAGUGGCGUUGUAUUGAACACUGGCAUUCAUCAUGACUGUUCUAUACAGCAGGAAGGAAACAAUAAAAUGAGGGGGAAA
Messenger RNA from Leucoraja erinaceus (little skate), 3676 nucleotides. RefSeq names its product nicalin (gene ncln). The coding region runs from base 199 to 1887 and encodes 562 amino acids. Lineage: Eukaryota; Metazoa; Chordata; Chondrichthyes; Rajiformes; Rajidae. Gene Ontology annotation, cellular component: endoplasmic reticulum membrane. The record is from RefSeq and is a predicted model, not a curated record. The transcript is spliced from 15 exons. Gene Ontology annotation, biological process: regulation of signal transduction.